AUGGACGGGCGUUGCUUUAUACUACUGCUCUUCUGUUACAGUGUGAUGUGUGAUGAUUGUGAAAUAUUUAACUUUGAAGAAGGUUUUAAUGACUCUUUAAAUAAUGAAACCGACGUGUGUUCUGAUACUUCUAUGUGGCAUUUAGGGAGCUAUGACGAUAUCCAUGUUCAGCCUCCAAACCCUAAUUCUUCGAUGUUUAUGUAUGUAAAUGGGACCAACUGUGCGUCGUCUUUUACUUUCUCAUUGUCAGAUUCUGGAAUUAUCGAAGUCAAUGCUUAUUUGGAUUUACAAGAUGACAGUGCCUUUUUGUCAAUCUUUGUACAACAGAUAGUGGAAGGUGGUAACGAUGUAACGGUUAGGAAUACGUUCAUUACCAGGAAUACAGUGGGUUUCGAGAACGGUUGGAGAAAAGAGGAUAUUAGCCUUUUUGGUGUCGAUUCGUUUAUGGGUUACAUAACUCUACUUGGAACGGCUGCGGCUGAAACGAUUAUAUUGGUCGAUUCGAUUCGAUAUAUACCACCAGGAGUACCUGAAGAAGACUGUCCUGUAUAUGAAGAUCCAGUCACAGAAACACCAUCCACUGAACCACCUACUACACCAUCCACGGAACCACCUACUACACCAUCGACUGAACCAUCUACUACACCAUCCACUGAACCAUCCACUGAACCAUCUACUGAACCAUCCACUGAACCAUCUACUGAACCGUCCACAGUACCAUCCACUGAAAUAUCUACUACACCAUCAACUGAACUACCUACUACACCAUCCACAGAACCAUCUACUACACCAUCCACUGAACCACCUACUACACCAUCCACUCAACCACCCACUACACCAUCCACUGAACCACCUACUACACCGUCCACUGAACCACCUACUACCCCAUCCACGGAACCAUCCACUGAACCAUCGACUGAACCAUCUACUACACCAUCCACUGAACCAUCCACUGUACCAUCCACUGAACCAUCCACUGAACCAUCCACUGAACCAUCUACUGAACCAUCCACUGAACCAUCUACUGAACCGUCCACAGUACCAUCCACUGAAAUAUCUACUACACCAUCCACUGAACCACCUAAUACACCAUCCACUCAACCACCCACUACACCAUCCACUGAACCACCUACUACACCGUCCACUGAACCACCAACUACACCAUCCACGGAACCAUCCACUGAACCAGCGACUGAACCAUCUACUACGCCAUCUACUGAACCGUCCACGGUACCAUCUACUGAACCAUCUACUACACCAUCCACCGAGCCGUCGACGGAACCAUCCACUGAACCAUCUACAGAACCGUCCACGGUACCAUCCACUGAACCAUCUACUACACCAUCACCUGAACCGUCCACGGUACCAUCCACUGAACCAUCUACUACACCAUCCACUGAGCCGUCCACGGAACCAUCUACUGAACCAUCUACUGAACCAUCUACUGAACCGUCCACGGUACCAUCCACUGAACCAUCUACUGAAUCGUCCACGGUACCAUCCACUGAACCAUCUACGACACUAUCUACUGAACCAUCUACUACACCAUCCACUGAAUCACCUACUACACCAUCCACUGAACCACCUACUAUACCAUCCACUCAACCACCCACUACACUUUCGACUGAACCAUCUACUGAACCGUCCACAGAACCAUCCACUGAACCUACUACUGAACCGUCCACAGUACCAUCCACUGAACCAUCUACUACACCAUCCACUGAACCAUCCUCGGAACCAUCCACUGAACCGUCCACAGAACCAUCCACUGAACCAUCUACUGAACCAUCCACUGAAACAUCCACUGAACCAUCCACUGAACCAUCUACUACACCAUCUACUGAACCAUCCUCGGAACCAUCCACUGAAUCAUCCACUGAACCGUCCACAGAACCAUCCACUGAACCAUCUACUGAACCAUCCACUGAACCAUCCACUGAACCAUCCACUGAACCAUCCACUGAACCAUCCACUGAACCAUCCACUGAACCAUCUACUGAACCGUCCACAGUACCAUCCACUGAAAUAUCUACUACACCAUCAACUGAACCACCUACUACACCAUCCACUGAACCAUCUACUACAACAACCACUGAACCAUCCACGGAACCAUCCACAGAACCAUCUACUGAACCAUCUACUGAACCGUCCACGGAACCGUCCACGGAACCGUCCACUGAACCGUCCACGGAACCAUCAACUGAACCGUCCACGGAACCAUCCACUGAACCAUCCACUGAACCGUCCACGGAAUCAUCCAUUGAACCAUCUACUGAACCGUCGACGGUACCAUCCACUGAACCAUCUAUUACACCGACUACUGAACCAUCCACUGAAUUAUCCACUGAACCAUCCACUGAAUCAUCCACUGAACCAUCCACUGAACCAUCCACUCAAUCAUCUACUACACCAACUACUGAACCAUCCACUGAACCAUCCACUGAACCAUCCACUGAACUAUCCACUGAAUUAUCCACUGAACCAUCCACUGAACCAUCCACUGAACCAUCCACUGAACCAUCCACUGAACCAUCCACUGAACCAUCUACUGAACCGUCCACAGUAGCAUCCACUGAAACAUCUACUAUACCAUCCACUGAACCGUCCACGGAACCAUCCACUGAACCAUCCACUGAGCCAUCCACUGAACCAUCCACUGAAUCAUCCACUGAACCAUCCACUGAACCAUCUACUGAACUAUCCACUGAACCAUCUACAGAACCGUCCACGGUACCAUCCACUGAACCAUCUACUACACCAUCCACUGAGCCGUCCACGGAACCAUCCACUGAACCAUCUACUGAACCAUCCACGGUACCAUCCACUGAACCGUCCACGGAACCAUCCACUGAACCAUCCACUGAACCAUCCACUGAACCAUCCACUGAACCAUCUACAGAACCGUCCACGGUACCAUCCACUGAACCAUCUACUACACCAUCUACUGAACCGUCCACGGUACCAUCCACUGAACCAUCUACUACACCAUCCACUGAGCCGUCCGCGGAACCAUCCACUGGACCAUCUACUGAACCAUCCACGGUACCAUCCACUGAACCGUCCACGGAACCAUCCACUGAACUGUCCACGGAACCAUCCACUGAACCAUCCACUGAACCGUCCACGGUCCCAUCCACUGAACCAUCUACGACACUAUCUACUGAACCAUCUACGACACUAUCCGCUGAACCAUCUACGACACUAUCCACUGAACCAUCUUCUACACCAUCUACUGAACCAUCUUCUACACCAUCCACUGAACCGUCCACUCAAUCUUCCUCAACACCAUCAUCUACUGAGACAGAUUAUAUAAGUACAACUACUACUUCUGAAGGACCCCCUUCAAAUUCUGAAAGAAGUGGGUUUUGGAAUCCAUACACAAUAACAAUGGUUAUAUUACUAAUAUUAAUUAUAAUCACUCUCGUUGCAGUCAUAUCUUAUUAUAUAGGUAAAAGAAGAUCACGGAGAUCGUCACAACUCAUUCUUCCAGAAUUUGAAAACCUUCCUAUACCGGCACUAAUACCAAGAGUUAGUAAAGUAACUUCUGAUUAUAAAUUAAGUUUAGAU
Messenger RNA from Brenthis ino (lesser marbled fritillary), 3567 nucleotides. The record is from the annotation of a GenBank genome assembly. NCBI's taxonomy places the organism in Eukaryota, Metazoa, Arthropoda, Insecta, Lepidoptera, Nymphalidae.